AUGUCGUGGAAUAUACUUGAAUCGGCCCCAUGGGAGUGGCACCCACGGUCGAAUGACUGCUCGAAUAAUAGCUGUCCUAAUAUUGGCGAGGAACUGCAUCCAAAGCUCUAUCUGCGAGAUACGGAAGAGGACGAGUGCAUAAACGUCCCUAAAGCGAAACGCAGACCAAGUGCGAGCUGCACUCUUCGUUCUCGGCAAGAGCCAAUGUUCAUAAACGAGAUUUCCACGGUGUGGCACUGGCAGCCUUUUGUCGGGCGGCCAGACAUGACGCCCUAUCACAUGAAGAUAGAUCAGCGCACGGCCAACGAAGAUAUCUCCCCUCUCAGUGCCAGUCUUCGUGUGGUCAAAGCAGCCACAGUGCCAGACUUCGGUGAACCUAUCCGCGUACAUAGUGAGGACGGUGCGAUUCCGGAGCUAGGGGAGAUAAUUGCAAAUUCCAUUGCUUCAGACGAGAUCGCAGCGCAUUGGUGUCGAUCAUCGCAUGACUCGUCGCCAACAGGCGGAAUUCGGUUCUGCCCAGCCGGUCAACUACCUGAGUCGGCCAUCACUCUCUGCGCAGCGGAGAGGCUUCACGAUGACGAAGACGUGCAGACCGUGGUAGCGAGACUCGCAGAAACCUUUCACCCUACACUUCAGCGCUUUGUCCGACAAUAUCUGGACACCCGACGCACACCUGAAGAUGUGAUGCCUCCCUGGAUGACGGCAUUCGGGAUCGUAUAUGAUCAUAACGGCCUUCUUCUGUAUACGUUCUACCCAUACUACAGGCCGGAGAAGAGGACCCCAGAUAUUGGAAUCGGACAUUGGGCUGCGGCUGCGGAUCAGACUCGUAUCAGAUAUAUGAAAAUCAUGCGAGAACCUAUAGAGAUCCGCUCGGACAUGGCGCAUCAUUUUUUUGCUCUUCGGCAGCAUGCUAUCGAAGUCUGUAGGCGUCUGCGAGCAGAGAAAUAG
Messenger RNA from Serendipita indica DSM 11827, 948 nucleotides. The record is from the annotation of a GenBank genome assembly. NCBI's taxonomy places the organism in Eukaryota, Fungi, Basidiomycota, Agaricomycetes, Sebacinales, Serendipitaceae.